CACAAACGCGGCAGUGCUAAGUUGUAUUUGUAGUGAGUGUGAGUUACCUUGGAUCAUUAGAUUAACAGAACCAUUUGCGAUAUAAAUCCGGGAAUAAAAGGGUUUAUCUUUUAAACCGAGCACACAAGUCUAGCACACAAGUUGAAGCGACGACUUGGGGCUAUUGAAACCACGACUUGGGGCUAUCUGUUCAAAUGGUUUUUGACGAUGGCGGAUAGAAACCAAACAAGAAACACAAACCAGGACAAUUUCUACGCCUUUGACCCACGGGGUCGUGGCACAGGAGCCCGACCCCCCAUUGUGCCAAGCAUUCGCCCACAUUCCCCACCCCGAGAGCCGGGCCGCUUUGAGUCGAGUUUCUCCCCGUCCCAAGCUCUCACCCGAGACAGCGGCUACAACACCGACGUGUCCCCAGCCACCACCGUCUCCCCCGCCACCCACAUCCCAGUCAGGCAGCACUUUACAUUUGAUGAACUGCCCAGAAGCCACUGUGAAGGGGACGAGCAUUUGCCCACCUUAUCGGCCUUCAACGCUCCCAGAUCUCCGCUAGCUCACGUGUUGGACUCACCUGCCCGAGAUCGCCGAGGUUUUAGAAGAUCUACACCUCCACUAAGGGUCUCACCAGAAAUUUUCAGAACCUCCGCAUCCCCAGCAAGUUCUUUGGGCCGCGGGGCUCUCCCCUCCCCCCGCCCCGUGUCGGAAGCCUCUGACGUGAACACACCUCUCUUUGAUUUUGACAGCGAGGAGGAGGAAGACAAUCGUGAUAAGAACGAAACCAUCGGCACCUUGAUGCCCCCUCCAGCAUGCAGAGCAAUAAACCGAUUGGAACAUUCCAGAUCAUUAGUCCACUACCAAGGCGGCGAAGAAGAUGUCGACGAGAAGAAUUCCCUCAGUUGCAGCCGAUACCUCGAGCACUGGGUCCAGACUUCCAACAUGAGCGUGUCCAGGUAUGGCGGCCUGUCAGCCCGCCGCCGCAGACAUGCGAGUGAGCACAUACCCCAGGCAGCAGCUCUACAUGAGCCUGGGGAGUUCCACGCCUACCGGAGUCAGAGCUUCAGUGACUCUCUGACCAGCGGGGAGCAGAGUAGAUCCUGCCAGAUAUCACGUGACUCCUCGCUCAGCCAAGGGUUCCAGCCCGGCUGUCGCGACACCUUCAUGUCAAGGAGCAGCAGCUACGACUCGGAAAACGUCUUCACCUUUGACCCUGACGAUAUCGACGACUACCAGAGGACGGAAAGCUCGACCGUCACUGAGAGAAGAAGCGCCGCAGUUAACAUUGUCCACCAGAGGCCCCCUCAAAGCCCCGCCUCACGCUACGAGAAGCCCCCUCAAAGCCCCGCCUCACGCUACGAGAAGCCCCCUCAAAGCCCCGCUUCACGCCAGUGCCGGCGACGAAGCUUUAUGGCGUCGUCCCAUGUGAGGAUGUCCAACGGAACAUUGCUGCCUUGGGCAGGCACCAUCUUGGGGGUCUCCGUCUCCACCCAGACCCCCCACAUGGCCAGUCUAUUUAUAGAAGAGAUUGUCGGUACCCCAUUACCCUUGCCUCUGCCCUAUGAAGCUAUUGGAACAGCCGCCGCGACCUUGCGACGUCGCUCUUCAGAGAGUGGUGUCCAUUUGGGGCUCCAUUCUAGCUCCGCCCCCUUACCUGACAUCAUACCUACCAUGGGACGUGACCGGUCCCACUCCGUGCCCGACUUCCACGCCCUGCAGAGAGCAGAGAGGACGGCAGAGGCUGGGCGACAGGUGGGGAGGGAGCUCAGGAGGAUGAGUGACGAAUUCAACUUCAGUUUCGUAGCCUUCAGACGAUUGAGCCCCGUCAAUGAGGAACUGUUUGACGGCCACCCCUCCUCCUACCCCUCUGCCCGGGGACAGAGCGGGGUGAUCAGACGACUUCAGUGGCUGUGGCGGGAGGCCACUGGACGCCGGGUCAGCCUACCACGCAGCGGCUCAUCAGUUGACCUGUCCGACCAGCAGGCGGGGCCAGCAGAGGGAGCCAGCAGUCAGGGGCCCACGGCCCAUUGACGACGGCUCAAAGGUUAAGGACAUACAUUUAAGCUGACCUCUGGGACGUCGGAGUGAGUAACCUCAACCCUACCAAAGCCAAAUUGUUUUCAGCUGACUGGUGCACCAACUUCAUGACUAGUGCACCAACUUCAUGACUGGUGCACCAACUUCAUGACUAGUGCACCAACUUCAUGACUGGUGCACCAACUUCAUGACUGGUGCACCAACUUCAUGACUGGUGCACCAACUUCAUGACUAGUGCACCAACUUCAUGACUAGUGCACCAACUUCAUGACGAGCACGUUGGAUCAGCUUCAAUCACGUGACCUCAGCUAUUGCCCCGCCUACUUUGAGCUGUCUGACGUCACUUGUUGGUGUGUUGAGAAAGCUCACAUUUGGCCGCUUGUGUGUGCAACAACUGCCACGUACUGUGGUCUCCGUGCACCAGAGUUCCAUUUGUCCAUCGACUGCUUGGUUCCAUCCUUCAAACGUCGACCUCAAUGAGCACUGCAACAAAUCCUUGACCUUGGAGUCUAGACAGCACUAACCGAGCACAUGUUGUUGUAUUGAACUUGUACAUCCUAGGUUAACUCAGACAUUUCAAGCUAUUCAGGGGAUGUUCUUUGGUUUUGUUUACUUUUACAAUGUUGAUAUUGAUGUUCAUUUUUUUUUACACUUUUUCUCAUUUCUUCUACAGUCACAUCCAAAAGUCAUGCAUGUAUCUAGUGCGAUUUAAAAGUUGACUGGAGCAGUUUGUAGUGUAGUCAACUAGCAUAUACAAACCACGCCACAUUCCACAUGGCACUAAUGCCUGUACACCAUGCGUACACCUGUCCUCCGUGUGUACAUAGUUUCUAUGCAUUAAGUUUUAGACGAGUAUUAGACGCAGCAAGCCCAUGUCACCCAGUCUAUUGUUUCCCUCUUCACUCAACCAGAAACCUUUGUUGAGCUGCUAGCUGUCUCACAUUUAUUCUUGUUAUUUCUUUAAUCCCACUAGAAAACUCGGUCAAAACUUUUGCUCUUAGAAAAGUUUACCUGUAGGAAAAUGUUUUAUUUUUAUUAGCGUGAAAAAAGUUUACCUGUAGGAAAAUGUUUCUUUUGAUUAGCGCGAAAAAAAAGUUUAUUGUCAGAUUGUAGCUCCCCUCCCCACCCUGCUUUAGGGCGGGGUAACCCCCCCCCCCACCCUGCUGUAGGGUGAGGUCACCCCUCUAUACAACUACAUGACCCCUCCAUAUUUCCGCCCCUUGAUGUCUUUCCCGCUAGAGCAGGCACCAGCAGCAGACAUGGACUCUAGUCGUUGUAACGUCCUGACGUUGUAACGUCCUGACGUUGUAACGUCCUGACGUUGUAACGUCCUGACGUUGUAACGUCCUGACGUUGUAACGUCCUGACGUUGUAACGUCCUGACGUUGUAACGUCCUGACGUUGUAACGUCCUGACGUUGUAACGUCCUGACGUUGUAACACCGGAAGUGAGAUCACGACCAUAUUGGUCUCACCACUCCCACCGCUGUACGUUAGAGUCUCAAGCUGAAUCCAAGUGCAAUAUCAAUUUUAAGUAUCGGAAAUUUUAUUCUCAAAUGUGAGCUUAUUGAUGUAUUUAUUUUUUGAGAAAUUAAAGUUGCCUUAAUUUUAAACCUCAAAAGUUUGCUGGCUUAUAGCAACUGAUGAUCGAAACAAAUGUGACGACAGUUAAAUAAUAUUGGGUGCCUAGGUUUUUUUUUGGAGUGCUGGCUUGCAUUGCCUACAAUUUGGUGCCUAAGUUUUUUUGGAGUGCUGGCUUGCAUUGCCUACAAUUUGGUGCCUAAGUUUUUUUUGGAGUGCUGGCUUGCACCACCCUAGUCUCACGUGUCUUUCACAAGUUGAAGCCUCACAUAGCGGGAGCGGGGGGAGUCCUUCCCUACAUGUAGGCUACAGAGCCGGGCAGGAGACUCCCACCAAAUACUAGUCAGGAGCGCCCCCUGUUGUGUGAGCUCAGGGUUGUCGUACCUUGAGACGAACAAUUGGUCUCUAUGUUUACGUGAUUGUGCUUAUGGUGCUGUUUGUGUUCACCUCCCGUCUCACCCCCCCCCCCCCACACACACAUUGACUGUCGCACUAAGAUAACUUGGAGCUAGGUGGUUGACGUGUCGCUCCCAUAGCAACCCCAGCAAACCACGUGACCAGCUAAGCUUGUAUUCCAGUCCACACUGGUGGGAUGAAGCCUUGUCUAGUUCCAGCAGCCCGACUUACCCUAUAGAUACAAACGGGGGCCUUAAGCAACUGGAUUUUGCUAUUGAUACAACCGUUGUGCUAUUGAUACAACCAUUGUGCUAUUGAUACAAUGAAUCUACUAUUGAUACUAUUAUUUUUCCCCCAUGAUUUAUAAAUUGUAACCACAUCAAUCUACAUGGAAAGUCCUUGUACAUAGAGCUGAUUUAGUGAUUGUUUUCAAUUCAAUGAUCUCCAAAUGUUUAUAUGUCCAUAACCUGACAUGUCCAUUUAGUUUGAACUCACAUGUUUAGCUUUAUUUGCCUUCAAUGAUGACUUGUUUUAGUCUAACAUAAUGUAGAGAAAUACAUGCGUCUUUUUGUCACUUCAAAGAUUUGUUUUCUGACAUCAAUAUUAAGACUAUGUCGAGUUAAAAACGUCUGUAUAGUCCGGCACAAUGGGUGCCUUCUGUAUUUGAUUCUGUGGGUUAUCUUAACCUUCAGCAGUUUAAAACUUUAAGAUGUAGAUCAAACCAUUAUCGUUUUGUUAAGAAUUGAUUAUUUUUUAUUGUAUUACCUUUGAUUGUGUUACUUCUGAUUGUAUUACAUUUUAGUUGUGUUACUUUUGAUCGACUUUGACUUGGGCUGUGGAAGAUUUAUUGUAAAUAUGUUUUCAGUUUUGGCUGGCAUGAAAGAAUUGAAUGUGCUAUGAUCACUAGCCUGUGACACUUUGUAUUCAUCGCCAAUUGUUAUGUACCAGCAUGCUCUCCCUUUCAGCUUGUUUGUUUCCAACUUUUUAACAUUUGGUUUCAAAAGAAAUUAAAUCUCCAUUCACUUUAUUAA
Molecule: messenger RNA, 5035 nt
Organism: Physella acuta
Lineage: Eukaryota; Metazoa; Mollusca; Gastropoda; Physidae
Source: RefSeq, a predicted model, not a curated record